Molecule: messenger RNA, 3640 nt
Organism: Panthera uncia (snow leopard)
Lineage: Eukaryota; Metazoa; Chordata; Mammalia; Carnivora; Felidae
Gene: GALNT6
Product: polypeptide N-acetylgalactosaminyltransferase 6
Exons: 11
Coding region: 1578-3446 (622 amino acids)
Cellular component (GO): Golgi apparatus
Source: RefSeq, a predicted model, not a curated record
UGAGAGAGGGAGAGAGACAGAGUGAGUGGGGGAGGGGCAGAGAGAGAGGGAGACAGAACCUGAAGCAGGCUCCAGGCUCUGAGCUGUCAGCACAGAGCCCGAUGUGGGGCCCAAACUCACCGCAAGAUCAUGACCUGAGCUGAAGUCAGACACUUAACUGACUGAGCCACCCACCAGGCGCCCCAAAGUUUUAUGAAUUUUUAGUAACACAUUUUUCAUUUUAACUUUGUGUCGGGAUAUGUUUAUCGUCUCCAAUGGGUGGAGAACAGCAUGAAAAUAAAAAUGUGUUAUUCAAAAUUCAUAAAAAUCAGGUAAAAAAUUUUCAAAUGAUGUUAAGUUUGUAGUAGUUAUCCUUCUGAAGUUGUUAAAGCUUCAAACUGCUAAGACACUCGCUGUACUCUAUGUAUGUAUAUGUAAUAACUGACAUGAAAUUUUAACAAAACAAUACUCACCCCUAUUGCAUAUGAGGCACUUUGAGACUUUCUUUUUUGUUCUAUCUUAUUCUGAUCUUUUAAAGAAUGUUUUUCAUGCCGAUUUGCAACACCUGAAAUUUAUUCCACAAUCCUAUGAUGGGUUGUAAUCAGUGCUUAGACAGGCACUCGCGUGGGUAAAACCUCAAGUCCCUUAUACCAGUGACAGAAGGUGAGUUCGUGUUCUGGCUGGUGGGGCCAGAGAUGCAGGUUGCAUUUGUUCGAUCUAGGAAAGCUUCCUGGAAGAAGAGGAUUUCCGGUGUCAUCUCAGUACCGAAACCAAGAUGGUUCUAUGUGUGGCAAUACCAAGGGUGGCUGGAGGGAAAAGAGUUGGGAAUGAAUGUGCAGCAGUAGCAGGAGGGGAAUGAGUGGAUGAGGGCUAUGGGCACCCUUGCCCAGUGGUCCUGUAGGUCAGGCGUGGGAGCCUCAAGGUCAGGCGUGGGAGCCUCAAGGUAGGGGCAAUAGAAGACACUGGGGUGAGGAUCCUGGGAAGCCCUGAACUUCACCAAGUACUACAUACAAUAGGGACGACUCCUUCACCAGGCUGGUGGAGGGCUGACUCCCCAGUCCUGCUAACCACACUUCUGGGAAUCUCCUACACAGAGGCCAGGAAUCCUUCAUCCCAAAGUCUUCUGGUUUCCAUCCGAUUGUGUGUCUCUUCUAAGGAACUCUUUCCUAUUGCCCACAUGCUGAGCAAACAAGCUGGAGACCUAGUCCCUUCCUGCCACGGCUAAUCACAGGUGUCUCGUUUCAUUUCAGGAUGUGGUUAGUACCUUGAGGAACUGCAGACUUCGGAGAGCAAGGCUUAGACAGGCAGACUGGAUUGAGAGAGAGCAGAUGCCUGGGAAGGACUCAAUUUAACCCUAGGUCUCUUUCUCCAGGGGAAAUAAAAGGAGCAAAGGUGAACCCCACUGCAAAGGACCACGAGGCAAUGCCAGGACGAGGGAGUUGGAGUGACCUGGGUGAUUCUGAGUGAAUCAGUCAGGGAGGCCUUCCUGGAGGAGGCUGAGGCCCCAAGGUGUGGCCACCGCAACAGAUCAAGCUAUUUCCAGGGUCGGGCCCAGCACUCAGAGCUGACCCAGCCGGGGUCCCCAUCGGUCCCCGAGGAUGCGUCUCCUCCGUAGACGCCACAUGCCCAUGCGCCUGGCCAUGGUGGGCAGUGCCUUCGUGCUCUUUCUCUUCAUCCUGCACAGGGAUGUCAGCAGCACGGAACAGGCCACAGAGAAACCGUGGCUGAAGUCUUUGGUGAGCCAGAAGGACCAUGUUCUGGACCUCAUGCUGGGGGCCGUGAACAACCUUCGAGAUUCGAUGCCUAAGCUCCAGAUCCGGGCCCCAGAGCCCCAGGAGACACCGGUCUCCAUAAACCGGUCCUGCCUACCUGGGCUCUAUACCCCAGCAGAGCUGAGGCCCUUCUGGGAACGGCCACCACAGGAUCCCAAUAGCCCUGGGGCAGAUGGAAAAGCAUUUCAGAAGGACAAGUGGACCAGUCUGGAGACCCAGGAGAAGGAAGAAGGCUAUAAGAAACACUGUUUCAAUGCGUUUGCCAGUGACCGGAUCUCCCUGCAGAGGGCCCUGGGGCCAGACACCCGACCCCCUGAGUGUGUCGACCAGAAGUUCCGCCGCUGCCCUCCACUGCCCACCACCAGCGUCAUCAUUGUGUUCCACAACGAGGCCUGGUCCACGCUGCUGCGAACCGUGUACAGCGUCCUGCACACCAGCCCCGCCAUCCUGCUGAAGGAGAUCAUACUGGUGGAUGAUGCCAGCACCGACGAGUACUUGAAGGAACAACUGGAGCAGUACGUAAAGAAGCUGCAGAUCGUGAGGGUGGUGCGGCAGGAGGAGCGGAAGGGCUUGAUCACUGCCCGGCUGCUGGGCGCCAGCGUGGCGCAGGCGGAGGUGCUCACCUUCCUGGACGCCCACUGCGAGUGCUUCCAUGGCUGGCUGGAGCCCCUCCUGGCUCGCAUUGCUGAGGACGAGACGGUGGUGGUGAGCCCAGACAUCGUCACCAUCGACCUGAACACUUUCGAGUUCUCCAAGCCCGUCCCGAGGGGCAGGGUCCACAGCCGUGGCAACUUUGACUGGAGUCUGACCUUUGGCUGGGAGGCUCUGCCCGCACAUGAGAAGCAGAGGCGCAAAGAUGAGACCUACCCCAUCAAAUCCCCGACGUUUGCUGGCGGCCUCUUCUCCAUCUCCAAGUCCUACUUUGAGCACAUCGGUACCUAUGAUAAUCAGAUGGAGAUCUGGGGAGGGGAGAACGUGGAAAUGUCCUUCCGGGUGUGGCAGUGUGGGGGCCAAAUGGAGAUCAUCCCCUGCUCUGUGGUAGGCCACGUGUUCCGCACCAAGAGCCCUCACACCUUCCCCAAAGGCAUCAGUGUCAUUGCUCGCAACCAAGUGCGCCUGGCUGAGGUCUGGAUGGAUAGCUACAAGGAGAUCUUCUAUCGGAGAAAUCUGCAGGCAGCAAAGAUGGCCCAAGAGAAAUCCUUCGGUGACAUUUCGGAACGACUGCAACUGAAGGAACAACUACAUUGUCGCAACUUUUCCUGGUUCCUGCACAACAUCUACCCAGAGAUGUUUGUUCCCGACCUUAAGCCCACCUUCUAUGGAGCUAUCAGGAACCUUGGCGUCGAUCAGUGCCUGGAUGUGGGUGAGAACAACCAUGGGGGGAAACCCCUCAUCAUGUACACCUGCCACGGCCUUGGUGGCAACCAGUACUUUGAGUACACAACCCAGAGGGACCUGCGCCAUAACAUCGCGAAGCAGCUGUGUCUGCACGCCAGUGCCGGCACUCUGGGCCUGCGGAGCUGUCACUUCACUGGCCAAAACAGCCAAGUCCCCAAGGAUGAGGAGUGGGAAUUGACCCAGGACCAGUUAAUCAGGAACUCAGGAUCUGGUACCUGCUUGACAUCUGAGAACAAAAAGCCAGCCAUGGCCUCCUGCAAUCCCAGUGACCCCCACCAGCACUGGCUCUUCGUCUAAGCUCCUCAUCACCCCCACAGGAGUUCCCACAAGCCUCUCAGGAAACAGGACUUUGGGGAACCUGAUGUUUGAGAACCUGAUUAUCAGCUUCUCAGUAGGCCUUAAAGAUGGGUUUCUUUUUUUUUUUUUUUUUUAAGUAAAAUAAGGUAUUUUAUUAUUGUUUUAAUGUGCAUUUCUUGGUGAUUAAACACUUU